Molecule: messenger RNA, 597 nt
Organism: Magallana angulata
Lineage: Eukaryota; Metazoa; Mollusca; Bivalvia; Ostreida; Ostreidae
Exons: 5
Coding region: 103-525 (140 amino acids)
Source: RefSeq, a predicted model, not a curated record
AUCAGACUUUCUCUGGAGGCAGAUAGCUGGAAUUGUUGAUAAGACACUGUGUGACAUUGCAUGUUUGUUUGACUUACUAAGGCCAAAUAUACUCACCUUACAAUGGCAGCGCACCUGUUCCCCAUAUUGAUUGCACUCCUCGUGCACUGCACAGAUGGAGAUGUGGCUAAGGUGAUGGAAGAUGUUACUAUGGUAACUGUAACCACCACUGAAUCGGUAAAUGCUGUAGAAUGCCGGGACGCCCCGGACGUGGACUGUCUGCUUUACUCGUCCACAAAGAUCUGUGACAAGGACAGCAUCUACUACCCCUGGGCCAAAGUCAGGUGCCCCUUCUACUGCGGCUUCUGUCAACGCCCCACGCUGACUAUUCUUUGUAAGGACGAGAUUCCUAACUGCGAGGACUACAGCCGGGACCUGUGCACCAAUCCGCUAUAUCGGAUUUUCCGAGAGAAAAACUGCAGGAAAUCCUGCAAAAUUUGCACAGACUUUGACUCGGUCCCUAACACAGACUCUUUGGUAGGAUGAGUUACCACUCAUUGCCUGAUUGGCAAAACUGUGGUAUUAGAUUUGGCAAUAAACAAAAAACACAGAAAAAAA